This is a messenger RNA of Stegodyphus dumicola, 1032 nucleotides long. RefSeq names its product protein SCAI. NCBI's taxonomy places the organism in Eukaryota, Metazoa, Arthropoda, Arachnida, Araneae, Eresidae. Gene Ontology annotation, molecular function: transcription corepressor activity. Gene Ontology annotation, biological process: DNA-templated transcription. The record is from RefSeq and is a predicted model, not a curated record.
GAUAUUCUUCUCUAGAUUUAACGAAACGUUCAACCUCUCACUUAGAAGAUAUAUCCCAACAUGCAUCACGGAGGAUGGCGAUCAUGAAUGAAGCAGAGGAACAAGAACGAAAAAUCGUUAAUGAAUUUUGCCAUUUGUUGGAGAAAUCCAAACAGCUUUUUAAUGGACUGAGGGAUCUACCUCAGUAUGGCCACAAACAGUGGCAAGCAUACUUUGGUCGCACAUUUGAUGUCUAUACUAAACUUUGGAAAUUUCAGCAGCAGCAUAGGCAAGUAUUGGACACUAAAUAUGCACUCAAACGGUGGCAGAUUGGUGAAAUAGCUUCCAAAAUAGGACAACUAUAUUAUCACUAUUAGUUUCUUGACCACUUGUGUAGAAACUUGUUCUGGAAGUAAAUGAAUAUGAUCAUUUUCUACAUUCAAAUCUGAAGUCUGAUGUCUAACUGUAGUAUGACUAGAUGCAUCAUCAGUCUCAAUUUCAUGUGGAAGAUGGAGAGGUACAUCUGAAGAUGUUACCUCACAAAAGUAUAGUGUGACCGUAUCAAAUGCAACCUUGGGGCAUUCUGCCAAAAAUCUUAGAAUUGUCUAGAAGGUGUGUAAUUAUGCGCCACAGGGUGAAGAAGUCACAUGAAAGUUUGCUCUUCCCAGAAGGAAUUUACUGUCGAAGGAGGGAAAGUCUUUGCAUCAUGGAAUGGUCUUGUUGCUAGUUGGCAGGCUUUAUUUCAUAUUUGUUGCAAUAAAUGCAAAAAUUCGCUUUGUGCAAAGCUGGAAACCAAAAAUGCUGAAAUUUUUUUUCAAAUGUAUGUUAACAAUGCAUAUUUUAUUGUGUAAUUUUAAAAAUAAUAGAACUAUAUUUUUUACUGGAUAUAUUCUUUCUACAGUAAGAAAAAAGGUCAAUAUUUAUCUGCUACAUUUUAGCAGAAUCUUCUCUGAUCGUAGUUUACUUAACACGACAUUUACCAAUAUUAUUAUCUUUUAUGCAAGAAAUAUUUUCAUUCUUCUUUUCCUAGAAUAAAUUUAUUUUUUUUUCUUC